AGACAAACGUAUCACACCUUCUUCUUGUCCUCCUUGACUAUUCCGGACGCGUCUCGCGCGCCCGCGCGGCUUGAUACCAAAAACAGAUAUCCGACACUCUAGACUUCGAGCACAUGUAUACUCACGCAAGCCACAUCCCCCAACCUCCGCACAGCGCGGGUGCUCGCCCCCAGGGCUUCCGUACGAAGAUAAAUCCGGCUCAAAUUCCCUCUGCGACAGAAGCCAUUGAGUUUGAUCGCCACCAAUGGGAGGAUUCCACCUAUUCAGGCAUUCCGGGGGAGCAUGUCCCGCUUUCGACGUCGGACCAUGCGAGUAUCGAUCAAGGCAAUUCGACACCGAAGUUCAUACGCAUGACGACAUGGAAUGUACCCUACACUUCCAAGCUCGCCGCCGACUGCGCCCUGCCUAUAGUCGCUGCAAUACAACCCUUCGCCGACCAAGAUCCUCGAGACGAGCCGAUACCCAUCGUAGACUUCGGGGAGCACGGGCCACCGCGGUGCGCUGGCUGUCGGGCGUACAUCAAUCCCUGGUGUACUUGGACGAGAGGGGGAAGCACUUGGUCAUGCAAUCUCUGCUCUAGGGAGACCGAAGUCUCUUCCGAGUAUUUUUGCAAUCUCGAUGCACACAACAUGAGGCGGAUGGACCAUGACCAGAGGAUGGAGCUGAAUCGCGGAACUGUGGAUUUUAUCGUCUCUGAGGAAUAUUGGGCGACGAAUCCGCCAGAACGACUGUCCAUGCCCUAUUUCUCUGUCGAAAGACCGCAAACUGGCCCUCGUCGCCCAGGGCCCAUGAAGUAUCUCUUCGCCUUCGACGUUUCUGGGGAGGCGCUGCACUCUGGAAUCCUACACACAGCAUGUGCAGUCUUACGGGACCUCUUAUUCGGUCCGAACGCAUGUUUCCCGUCGCAAAGUGAACUCGCCAUCGUCACCUUUGACACGUCACUUCACUUUUACGAUCUCUCUUCAGAUAUCGUCUCGAUGCUCGUCGUCUCAGAUAUCGAUGAGGUCUUCGUUCCUUUGCGAACGGGGCUCUUUGUGAAGCCUGCAGAUCACCAGUCGGCGAUCGAGAAUUUGUUGACCAGUCUGCCGGACAGAUUUGUGCAGAUGCCCUUUGCUGAUGCCGCUUUGGGAUCCCUACUUCGCGCCAGUGUCGCCGCUUUGUCUGGUCAUGGAGGUCAGGUUGUCGUGUUCCAGAGCACCAUGCCUCGUCUUGGACCUGGAGCCCUGCUGGAAGAGCCCAGAGAGGCAGAGUUGUACGACACGCCAAAAGAGACGACCCUUUAUGUUCCCAGAGACAACACCUGGCGGGAAAUCGGUUCAGAAUGUGUCGAAGAAGGGAUCGGCGUGAGCAUGUUCCUGACCAUGAGUAAAUACAUCGACGUUGGCUCAAUCGGUGAGGUGGCCUCGAUUACUGGCGGAGAGCUUUUCUUCCAUCCGCGAUUCACGCCUGCCCGAGAUGGUCCUGUCCUGGCUGCUCAACUCGAUCGACUCAUUCGGCGAACCACAGCAUAUAACUGCAUGAUGCGCAUCCGAGUUUCGAAUGGCUUGCGGAUCUCAGGAUACUCAGGCAACUUCAACCGUAGAGGAGGGACUGAUCUCGAAUUCGGUGUGAUGGAUGCGGACAAGGCUAUCUCGGUGACCAUCAAGCACACAGGCUCAUUAGAUGUGCGGGCCUAUGCCUAUCUGCAGUCUGCAGUUCUCUACACGACCGUCGAUGGUCAACGAAGAGUCCGGACAUGUAAUCUCGCUUUGCCCGUCGUCGAGCUAGCUUGGAAUGUCUUCCAGUUUGCUGAUAUGGACACCACUGUCUAUCAUCUAGCCAGAGAAGCGGUGGCGCAGACGGGCUCUGAGAGGCUAUCCAACAUUCGCGAUGAUUUGACGGAGAGCUGUUCCGCCGUGCUACUUGCCUACCGUAAGAAAUGCUCCAAUACAUCAUCUAUUGACCAGUUGAUACUACCCGAGGCUUACAAGGCACUGCCCAUGUUUUCGCUGGCGAUACAGAAGUCUAAACCGCUACGAGCAGCACGAAACGUCUCCUCCGACGUGCGGAAUUAUCAUAGGCAUCGGAUGCUGAGCAUCGGCGUGCGCCAGAUGAUACACCUGCUGUAUCCUCCGCUCUUGGCGCUGCAUGAUCUCUCGGACAGCGCCGGGUUCGCAGACCCUUCUACUGGCCGGUUGGAGAUGCCAGAUAUCAUGCGGGAUAGCCAUCUGUAUAUGGAGGGUCACGGAGUGUAUCUAAUUGAUAACGGCGAGAUGAUGGUCGUAUGGAUUGGUGGAAGUGUGUCGCCACAGCUGCUGCUAGAUAUGUUCGGGGUCGACGAUCUGAUGCUCUUGGAUUCCCAAAUGAUAUCCCUUCCGAGACUCGAUACCAGACUCUCGAUGCAAGUAAACAACAUCAUUGACCAUCGACGCCACCAGCGGGGCGGCAGACUCCCCAAGUUCUCCAUCGCGCGGCAGAACCUAGACGCAGCCGAGAUCGAGUUCAGCGACAUGCUGGUGGAAGACCAAAACACCGGGGCGAUGGCUUAUUCCGAUUGUAUGUCGCUCGAGACGGAACAGCGGGCCUCUGACUCAUCUGUUGCUCCAGACCUUUCCGUUGUACAUAACCAAAUCAAGCAAGUAGUGAGUCCUCCAGGUCCUCUUGUCCUGCCCUGCCGCUCACUGUCAGCUAGCUUCGAGACGGAGGUUCGCUGGGUGGUGGAGUAGCCUUCCGGAGUUCAAUUUGGUAAUUGUGAAUGUGUGCAAUAUAAAGUCUGUAAUCGUGGUGCGAGAUAAGAUUCAGUACAUGGAAACAGGGCGGAGGAUUGGCACGUGUCCGCGUCACGUGUGUUUUCAUCGCUCGUCCUCGAACAGCUGCGUGCAGUACAGUUUGGGAGUUCAGGACAAGCGCACAAUAACUGAAUCGACCACGAGAUGAAUAUAAAGGUAUUGCAAUAUCUAUCUCGUAACCCUCUUCCACUGACUGGGCGAUUGUAUCACUGUUUACCGAGAGGAGAAAGUGACGUGAUCGCACCCGAGACUGAGACGGUACGAUACGAAUAUGUGUGUGUUAAUGAGAGUAG
Messenger RNA from Mycena citricolor, 3061 nucleotides. The record is from the annotation of a GenBank genome assembly. Lineage: Eukaryota; Fungi; Basidiomycota; Agaricomycetes; Agaricales; Mycenaceae.